Messenger RNA from Liolophura sinensis, 4120 nucleotides. RefSeq lists its product as uncharacterized. Bases 76 to 2232 code for a protein of 718 amino acids. The transcript has 16 exons. NCBI's taxonomy places the organism in Eukaryota, Metazoa, Mollusca, Polyplacophora, Chitonida, Chitonidae. The record is from RefSeq and is a predicted model, not a curated record.
AAGGUCAUUUCGACAACAGCGCCAUUUUCAAAAGAAGUUGUUUUCGGUUUGCUGAAUGUUCACACGCAGAGCAUCAUGGAAUUCAAUGAUCAAGAAAAUCAACCACCUGUUCUUAAGGAGAGUGUCGCCCCUCCUCGUCAGCCCCUUCAUGAUGUCAUCAACUGUACUCAGUCUAACCUACCUCUUCCGUCAAGCAGGUGUAAAAUACCUGUCCCACACAAAAGCGUCAAACCAUCUGGAUUAAAACCGCCGUCAAGUCACUCAACAGGUCUGGUAUCAAAGAGAUCAAGCCAUAUAACUCACCAAAGAGACGAGAGAUCAAAGUUGUCCAGUCGAAAUUGUAACUGUGCUGACAAACUGAAACAAGAUGGCAAAGUAGUAAUAGAUCAUGAGGAGUAUGAAACUUUGAAACAUGAUGCGUAUGUGACUAAGAGGGGACUGCUGUUGAUGGAAAAACUAAAUGAGACAACAGCGGAGGAGUUGGUGGAGUCCAAAUCUAAGAGUGAAGGCCUAGAGGCAGAACUCCGAGUGAACAAAGAUGAGUUACAGUUAGUGGAGAACAGACUUCAAGUGGAAACGGAGAGGCUUGAAUCGCUGGUGGCCAGCCAGGAGAGCAUGAUUCAGAAGCAGAAAUCAGCGUUGGCGUACAAGACCAGUCAGUUAGAGCAACAAAAAAACACCAUCAUGACCCUGGAUUUCAAACUCGUUCAACUAGAGGGUAUGAAGGAUGCAAAGGAAUUUUUGGAGGCGGAGCAUUCUGCUCUUGCGGACGAGCAGGCAUCUCUGAGACAGGCCAAUGAGGCGACACAGCUGAGGCUGAGGACCUGUGAGGAGGAGCUGAGCUCAUGUCGUGAGCGUCUGGCAGAGAGCGAGGCACAGCGUGCCACACUGGAUGUCAGAGUACGUGAACUUAGCUAUCAACUGACGGAGAAGACAGCCGAGAUUGAAGCUCUCCAGACUGUGGGUCGUGGUGUACUGGAGGAUCAAGCUCAGAAGAUACAUGAGUGUGGUCAAACGGUCAACAAGCUGACCCACAAACUGACUGGUCUGCUGCGAACUCUUCUCUCUACCACUGGCAUGAAGGUGUCCGAGACGGUUGUAAAAGAUUUUGGCAAGAAGUCUGAUUAUCCCUGGAUGCAUUCAUUGGUGUCGUCGGUUCUGGAUGCCGUUGACCACAACAUGGAGAAUAGUUUGAGUAGUGUGAAAAAAGUGUGCGAUUCUGGCGAUUCGGAAACACAGACUGAAACCAGCUCUGAUGCUGACCAGAACGACGAAUCAGGCUCGGACAAUCCACAAGUCUAUCAGGCUAAAAGCCAAGUGUCAUGGUCCCUAGAAACUGAAAAUGUACACAGUCCCGUAACAAGCAGUCGAAUGUCACUUGGUAGUUCGUUUACAUCCAGUGCUUUUCAACCAGUGAGAGGGCUGAAAGACAGCAGACAAUCCAGUGUGAUAUCCGAGUCUGGGGACACCGAUUCCUCCAUACUUCCAGCGUCACCACAGUCUCUCACAAGUAAGGCCAGAGCUAGGCUGGGAAUUCCAGAGUUAGCGGAUACAGAGAAGCAGCCAGACUUAACAGAGGAAAGUGACCAUCUAUCAGCACUGGUCAGCGAAAUUGGCCGGAUUAACUAUGUCCUGGAGCAGGCCGCUCUCCUGUCUUUAGACGAUCUGAGGAAAGAGAAUGACUAUUUAAGAGAGGAGUUAGAGACUGUGGAUAGAAAGUCAAAGAUGAAGGACAAGGAAUUAGAGGGGUUGAGAGAUGAGGUUAAAAGGGUGAAGUGUCAGUUACGUGAACUGACCACAGAGAAGGAUGCUUUACUGCGCCAGCAGGAGGAGCUAGUGGCCAGACUAGAGAGCUGUGCCACACCUGUAACGUCUGUGACCUCACAGGCCUCAGCAGAGACCAGGCUGUGCAAAGAGAAGCUGCAUCUACAGAAAACUGUGUACAUCCUGCAGGAGAAGCUCAACCAGAAAUCAGAGGAGUUGGAUCAGCUAAAUGAGAAGGCGUCAAGGAGGAUGACCGUUCUGGCAGAGAACUGGGGCAAAGCUGAUGAGGAAGUCAAGGAGUUGGAUAAAAUGCUGGAGAAUGUGAGAUUGGUACUACACAAGAACAAACCUGUCUUUAAGAAUUCCACAUCUCUCAACAAACUCCUCAAAGAUCUUGAUGGGGUUGCAGAUGACAGCGUGAAGUCUUUAGUGAAACCUUUGGAAGCUGUGAAGACAUCGUCAUGGUGAUGAGGUUGACAUGGCAACAAGGCCUCGCAUAUUACCUCAACUCAACAAGAACCGAAUGAUUUUCAACAUGGUACAUUGUGUUGAUUCCUCCUAAAAGAAGACAAGAACCGAAUGAUUUUCAACAUGGUACAUUGUGUUGAUUCCUCCUGAAAGAAGACAAGAACCGAAUGAUUUUCAACAUGGUACAUUGUGUUGAUUCCUCCUAAAAGAAGACAAGAACCGAAUGAUUUUCAACAUGGUACAUUGUGUUGAUUCCUCCUAAAAGAAGACAAGAACCGAAUGAUUUUCAACAUCGUAAACUGCGUGGAUUCCUCCUAAAAGAAGACAAGAACCGAAUGAUUUUCAACAUCGUAACCUGCGUGGAUUCCUCGUAGAAAAGACAACAACGGAAUGAUUUACAUCUUUGUAACAUCGUUGUUAGGACAACUUGGUGACAGUAACGGGAAGACUCCUCAUCUGUCAAUUUGUGUCCCAUAUUGAAUUUCUAAUCUUUACCAGCAGCAUUGAUGUUUUAUUUUUCAUUUUAUAAAUUCCUAAUUAAUAGCUUAAUAUUAAUUUUAUUGAAAACUUUUCUAUAUUUAAAACAUUGCCAUUGUUUUGUGUUUUGAUAAGUGUGUUAAAUAUUUGUAAGAAUUGUCACAUUUUUAAUAGAUGCAUGCAGAAUUAAAUAGUUUUGCUUAAAAAGAGGGAAAAAAGAGAAGAAAUUUUAGUACUGAACCUAACAGUGUUUUAAACAAGUUUUAACUAAUCAGGACACAAAAGGUUUUCACAAAUAUUAUCAUGUCACAUGAACCUUGUAUGUACUUAAAAAAAAAAACCACUUCCAUUACACAUGUAGGAUGUGAUACUACGAGGUGUAACAAGUUUUAGACUUUAUUAACAUCUUGGUUACAAACCGUCAACGAAAGUUAUUUAAUAUUCGCCAUGCAAUUUCAGUAAACAUGCAUUAGUGAUUGUUUAUUUAUGAAAUAAGUGGUAUAAAACAGAAUCUGAAGCUUGUUUUCAUUUUUACAACAUUAACAUGGUUUGGAGUUUCAUAAAAUUUUGUCAAGAAUAUUAUAAAGCAUGUGCUGUUUCAGUGCAAAUUUCUUUGCCAAACAUUUUUUUUUUUUUUGUCGAGUUUGAUUGAUCUCUAAUCCAUUUUGGCACAGAAUAUAAUACCCCGCCGCCAUAAGGACAACAUCGGCAGACCCUUGUCUUUAAGGAUGUUAGUUUCUGUAUGUGAGCUAGUUACACACUGAAAUCCCCUCUGUAAACAUGUGGGGGGGGGGGCUCCGUGCCCAAGUAGGUAGUACGCCAUACAGUGCGGCAACAUGACCCACGAGCCUCUCACCAGUGCGGUCACUGAGAGUUUAAGUCCAGCUCUUGCCAUAUGUGGGAAGGUUUACCAGUAAUGUGCGAAUGAUUGUGGGUUCUCCUGGGGUUUCCACCUGUCAUAAUGCUGGCAGCCGUCGGUAUAAGUGAAAUAUUCUUGAGUACGGCGUAAAAUACCAAUCAAUCAAAUCAAUCAGUCCAAACAUUGAGGUCACUGGUUCAAAUCCAGCUGUGGUAAUCAGAUUGCAGCUUUCGUCAGAAUUUCACAAGGUACAUGUACAUGUAGCGUGUAGGAAUUUUUUACCCAAACCUGUUACAUUAUUGUUAAAAACAUGAAAUACCUGUGGAUUCUGUAACUGAGCAUGUGAGCAUGGAUUGAAAUUAACCCAUUGUGGCAACAUUACCCAAUUGAAGAGAACAUUCAUCAGCUUUGUGAAGGUUGUGUUUUUGAGCAUUAUAUCAUUGUACAAUUGGUAUUAAAUAACAGGAAAUAGUCCUCUGUAUGCUUUGUACAUGUCACACGAGGCUGAAUUGUGUGUGAAUCUGGAUGACGGAAUAAACACUCUGUCCUCUC